AUGCUUGAGCUUUGGAAUGACCUCGAGCCAUGGGACAAAACCUACUAUAAGGGAGAUGACUAUGGAGAUACAGGAGUGUUUGUGCUUGAUUUGUGCUUACAUGAAUGUCCUGGACUUGUUAAUGUUAUGAAACACCAUGCACAUUUGAAACCGUUUAAGGGGGUCCAGAUUUCAGGAUGCCUGCACAUGACUAAGGAGACAAUGACGUUUGCAAGAACACUGGUUGAACUGGGAGCAGUGGUAAGAUGGUGUUCAUCAAACCCAAACUCGUCAAAUAAUCAAGCCAUUUUUACCACAGAUAAACUAUUCAAAGGAAAAAUUACUCUAUUCGGAUACAAAGGUGAGAGUAUUCAAGAGUAUUUCUGGUGUAUGUAUCAGUCGUUAAACUGGGCAGAUACGUCAAUGCCUUUGUUGUUGGUCGACGACGGGUGCUGUUCGUAUAACAUGAUCCAUUACGGGAAAAAGCUGGAAGAUAUGUAUAGGGAUACAGGAAAAUUAUACGACCUUUCAGUUUUGGACCCAAGCGAUAAUGACACUAGAGCACUUCUGACAUUUUUGAACCAUUUGGUCACCAAAAAACCGAAUUUUUUCACAAACUUGGUCAAAAGAACGGUGGGAUUGUCAGAAGAGACAACAAGCGGCUUGACUGAGAUGAGGAAACUGUACAGAAACCAUGGAUUACUGUUUCCAAUAUACUCAACAAACGAUGUGGUUUGUAAGACUAAGUUUGAUAAUAACUACGGAGCAAGGUACAGCUCAGUUGACGGUAUGCAUAGAGGAGUUGAAGGAGUUCUUUUGGGAGGACGGCAAGUGGUAGUAAUAGGUUACGGAAACACAGGAAAAGGAGUUUGCAUGGGAUUCAGAGGAGCAGGAGCCAUAGUAAAGGUGUGUGAAGCUGACCCAAUCUGUGCUCUCCAAUGUGUUAUGGAUGGAUAUCAGGUAGUCCUUUUAGAAGAUGUGGUUGAAACGGCAGACAUUUUUGUUACAGCAACAGGCUGUAUCGAAGUAAUAAGACUUCACCACGUUAGAAGAAUGAAGGAAGGAGCGAUUUUAGGAAAUAUUGGACAAGGAGAUAGAGAAAUAUUGAUCCACGAAAUACUCACAGACCCCAACUUGGAAGUGACUGAGGUACGGAAAAACGUACACUACUACAAGUUUAAGGACCUAAACAAGGGAGUAAUUAUCCUUUCAUACGGAAGAUUGUAUAACCUGGGUUGUGCUAACGGGCAUCCCUCAUUAGUGAUGUCAAUGUCCUUUACUACCCAGUUUUUCGCACUUUCCCAGCUUUUGGAAAACAAGGGCAAGUUUGAUAACAAAAUACACAAAAUGCCCAAAAAACUAGAUGAAAUGGUAGCAAGGUAUCAUUUGGAGUUCAUAAACGCCAAACUAACAGUUCUAACAGAUAGGCAAUGUGAAUUUCUAGGAAUUGAUAAAGACGGACCCUAUAAACAUGAAGAUUACAAGUACUAA
Molecule: messenger RNA, 1470 nt
Organism: Theileria annulata
Lineage: Eukaryota; Apicomplexa; Aconoidasida; Piroplasmida; Theileriidae
Product: adenosylhomocysteinase, putative
Exons: 2
Coding region: 1-1470 (489 amino acids)
Biological process (GO): L-methionine cycle
Cellular component (GO): cytosol
Molecular function (GO): adenosylhomocysteinase activity
Source: RefSeq, a predicted model, not a curated record